Messenger RNA from Equus quagga, 918 nucleotides. Its product is annotated as olfactory receptor 7G3-like. The transcript has a single exon. Gene Ontology annotation, molecular function: G protein-coupled receptor activity; olfactory receptor activity. The coding region runs from base 1 to 918 and encodes 305 amino acids. The record is from RefSeq and is a predicted model, not a curated record. Gene Ontology annotation, cellular component: membrane. Lineage: Eukaryota; Metazoa; Chordata; Mammalia; Perissodactyla; Equidae. Gene Ontology annotation, biological process: G protein-coupled receptor signaling pathway.
AUGGAAGCAGAAAACCAAACAAAUGUGGCAGAAUUCCUCCUCCUGGGUCUCUCCGAGGAUCCAGAACUGCAGUCCUUUAUCUUUGGACUUUUCCUGACCAUAUACCUGAUCACUCUGCUUGGAAAUCUGCUUAUCAUCCUGGCCAUCUGCUAUGACUUCCACCUCCACACACCCAUGUACUUCUUCCUCUCCCAACUCUCCUUCAAUGACAUCUGUUUCAGCACCACCACGGUCCUCAAGCUUCUUGUGAACAUCCAAAGACAGAGCAAAUCCAUCAGUUACACUGACUGUCUCACUCAGGUGGGCUUCGUUCUAUUUUUUGCAGGCUUGGAAAAUUUUCUUCUUGCAGCAAUGGCUUAUGACCGUUAUGUGGCCAUCUGCCAUCCACUGACGUACAGAGUCAUCAUGAACCCAUGCCUCUGUGGCCUGCUUAUUCUACUCUCUCUGAUCAUUAGCAUUGCAGAUGCACUCCUCCACAGUCUGAUGGUGUUACGACUGUCCUUCUGCACAGACCUGGAAAUCCCUCAUUUCUUCUGUGAACUUGCUCAGGUCAUCAAGAUUGCCUGUUCUGAUACUCUCAUCAAUAACACCCUAGUAUAUUUAGUGACUAGCAUAUUGGGUGGUGUUCCUCUCCUUGGGAUUGUUUUUUCUUACACUCAAAUUGUCUCUUCCAUUCUGAGAAUACCAUCAACUGGGGGAAAAUAUAAAGCCUUUUCUACCUGUGGAUCUCAUCUCUUGGUUGUUUCCUUAUUCUAUGGCACCGCCUUUGGUGUGUACAUUAGUUCUGCAGUUACCCACUCUUCCAAAAAGACUGCAAUAGCCUCAGUGAUGUACACUGUGGUCCCUCCAAUGUUGAACCCCUUUAUCUAUAGCCUGAGGAACAGGGACAUGAAUGAAGCCUUGAAGAAACUAAUCUGA